AUGUCCCUGCCGUCCCAGCACCCCCCGCUCCUCCUCACAAAGCGCCUCACGAGCUUCCUGCACGCCAACCAGACCUCCCAACUGCCAACCCUCCUCGUCGCCACCCAGACGGGCAAGCUCCUCGCCCACGCGAGCCCGAACCCCGUCUCCCUCCUCCGCACGCACGCCACCGUGGCGGCGUCGCUGUUCGCAAUCCACACCUCCUCGGCCCCUGCUCUGUCCGCCGCCCUGCCCGGCGGAGCGCACACGCCCGAGGGGAUCCCCAGCUCUCCCCUGCGCGGGGACGACUACGACGACGACGACGAAGACGCAGACACAUACGACGAAGAGGAGGAGGAGGAGGAGGAGGAGCACCGCGGCAGGCCAAGACCCCCGCCAGUGGCGCCGGACCCGUUGAAGCCGGCCACCAUCACCGUCCAGCUCAGCGGAGGCACCGUGCUCAUCCGCCGCCUCAAGUGCGGCCUGCUCUUCGUGUGCGUCGGGCCCCCCUCGGCCGACCACGGGGACCACCACCACCCGGUGCAGCACCUCGACGGCGGCGAGCUCGUCACCGCCGCCGCCGCCCUCGCCGUGUCCACGAGCCCCAGCGAGGUGGCCAGCCAGAUCAGCGUGGGCGGCCAGUCCACCUCGAGCCACGAGAGCGUCGGCGCCGCCAUGGUCGUGGCGAUGAGGAGGCAGGCCUCCGACCUGGCCAGGUGGCUCGACGACAAGCUCGGGACACUGGCUGUCCCGGAAGAGGGCGUCGGCGCAGACUGA
This is a messenger RNA of Clonostachys solani, 756 nucleotides long. NCBI's taxonomy places the organism in Eukaryota, Fungi, Ascomycota, Sordariomycetes, Hypocreales, Bionectriaceae. The record is from the annotation of a GenBank genome assembly.